Molecule: messenger RNA, 4657 nt
Organism: Cynoglossus semilaevis (tongue sole)
Lineage: Eukaryota; Metazoa; Chordata; Actinopteri; Pleuronectiformes; Cynoglossidae
Gene: ccdc146
Product: coiled-coil domain containing 146
Exons: 23
Coding region: 764-3724 (986 amino acids)
Cellular component (GO): cytoskeleton
Source: RefSeq, a predicted model, not a curated record
UUGUAUUUUCAUUUGUAUGCCUUGUCGCCACCAAAGGCCCGGUAGAUGAAUAUCUUGGUACCGCACAAACUGAGAGAGAGUUCUUCAAGGACGGCAGCUCAGUAACACACCUUAAUGGAAUAUGAUCCGGAACAUUCUCCCAUCAUACAUCGCUGACAGCGACUCGAGCCUUCGCCAUAUGGAGCUCCUUGUUUGUUUGGUGGCCCGCAGCAUUUUUUAGCAGUUAUAUCACGUCUUUAUCAGAACAGCCUGUAUCCCAUCCAUACAGAUUGUGUGCACACACAUGUUGGCACACACACAUACAUACAGUACACACACAUACACAUACAUGGCUGACUGAGAUCCCAGCAUGCAGCUGUUGCAUGGGGUUGAGUUGUCGGUCACAGUAUCUUCCAGAAUAAUCAGUGGUAAAAAAGGUGACAAGGAGAACAGCAGUGUUACGUUACUGUAACCAUCAUCGCCAUCACUUUCACCUUGGAUCCAGGUCAGAUGAAUCCACUUUCAGUUUCAGUGCUUUCACUGCCCAGUGAUUCGUCGUGUUCAUCCAGCGGGUCUUUUAUUCAGUCCAAUAAAUUACGUAUACAGUAAAUGUGCGCCGGAAGUUACCGUUAAACGACUGUUUACUCCCAUCUGGUGGCCAGUCUCUGCAAGUACAAACAGGAAUAUUUUAAUGCGUGACUAUCAAUUUUACAAAACAAAGAUGCAAAAACAACAACCUUUUUUGUGUGUAAGCUGACGACGGUGUUGGGUUGUUUUAUUUCCCAUGUGUAGAAAUCGCUACAAAGAUUCCACCGGAAGUUUUGGGGACCUGUUGAGCCGUUACUAUGUGAGUCUGUCUGAAGAGGAAGUCAGCAUGACAUCCAGUAGAGGUGAAAUGGAGGUGAGGGAACAGGUGAAGAACAAGGAGGAGGAAGAGGGGAUGAAGGAGGACUUCCCUCUUGUGGCACUUGCACCUGAUGCUUCGCUUCCAGAAGAGCAGCUUCCAGUCAGCACCGAUGUUUGUGUUUGUCCUGUUUCCCGGUGCAUUGAUGAGUUGUUGUUGUUGGACCAGAUCGACACGACCAGAGUAACCAGACUGAAAACCAGCUACAGGCAUCUGCAGGACACUCUGAAGUCUAGUCAGGACUGUGAGCUCCAGCGUUUGGAAGAGGCAAAAAGGUGUCGUGCUGAGCUGCAGAGAGUGCACGCUGAGCUGGAGAAAACAGAGGAGCAGAGCACCUCCGAGGAGCCUGAGAGUGAGGUCAAAGAACUGAGGCAACAGCUCCUUCAGGCAUACAAUGAACUGAAGACUGCCGAGAACACAGAGUACAAAACACAGCACCAGCUGAAGUGCCUCUGGGAGGAGAAGCUAUAUCUGGAUAAAGAGACGGAGACUCAGUCCAAAGCUGCUGACCUGGAGAGUAGAAAACAAGCCCUGCAGAAAAGAUCUGAAGAUCUGAGGAAGGAGGUUUCACAGAGACAACUGGAAGUCAGAAGUCUCACAGAUGACCUGAAGGCCUGUGAACACCAGAUACAAAAGACACGGGAAGAGCUGGAGGACAAGAAGAAGACGAUAGAGAUCAAAGAGGCUGAGAAGGCACAGCUCAUCAGUGUACCAGGCCAGAUUUUAGCCAAGAUCGAACGGAAGCGCUCACAAAAGGAGGCGGCAAUGAGGCAGAUGGAGGAGUUAAAGGGCCAGAUUUCAGAGAUGGAGGAGCAGGUGAAGAAGGCGGAAGAGUUCAACCAUUCCCUCAGGAUGAAGAAGGAGGAGGUGAUGCAGAGGCUGCAGGUUCUCCAGGCCCGACUAGAGGCUGGUCAGAAGGAGAGCAGACAGCUGCUGAAAGAGCAGGCGGUCAACAAGGAGGAGCAGGCGGAGAUGUAUGGAGCCAGAGGCAUCCUGGAGCUGAAGCUGCAGAACAUCAUGUGCGACAGAAAGCAUUUGUUUGAGAGACAAUCCGUGCAGCUCAGGGAGAAGAAUAGGCAGAUGCAAACGCUCAAGAGAACGCAGCACGCAUUGACCUUCGCCACCGAGCAGCUACAGCACACGCAGACCAUCUACAGCGACCUUCAGGCUCAGCUGGAGGCCGUGGCCAAAAGUGAGGACAGUAUUCAACAGAAGAUGGAGCUUCAAAAAGAAGUGGAUGUUCUUAGAGUGGGCUUUGAAAAACAGCUGCUGGUGGCAGAGAAAGAGAGCCGGAGAAGGCAGCAGUACGGGACGAUCCAGGAGCUGCUGGGGGAGUCCAACCAGCUCAGAGAAGAGCUGCACAACCUCCGCUGCCUCACCAAGAUCAAGGCCGAAGAGCGGGGGCAGAAGCACCGCGACCUGCUUAGAGCUGAGCAACUGCAGCAGUUUAUCCACAACGAAGUGCGAGAGAAGCACCUGAUCAUCACAGACCAGAACAAGCUGAAUGCUAUGCUGCAGAACAGACUAAUAAAAUACUCCAAACUAUGUGACAUGAUCACGGAGGAGAAGACGAAGUACGUGAGGCUGAAGCAGAUCGCCUCACAGACCAUCACAGAGUUAAUGGAGCAGCUGAAGGUCCUUGAAAACGAGACGGAGAUCCAGCGCUCUAUAGUCGUUAACAAGGACAGAUCCCUCACAAAGUCCCGUAUGAAGCUCUCCAACUGCUCCACAAUGAGGGACAAGCUGCGUAACAACAUCUCCAAGGUUGCUUGGAAGCACCAUCAGAUCAGUGAACAGAUUGACGACAACAAACUGGAGCUGGUGAAACUCACGCAGAUGAUCAACCUGCAGGAGCAGGCACUGGUGGAGAUGAACAAGAAUCAUGAGAAUGCCGUGCAGCAUCGCAAUUUUCUCGGCAUCCAGCUGCUGGAGCACGAGGAGGUGAUAUUUAACUACCAUGAAAAGGUGCGCGUCCAGGAGGCGGCCAUCACUAAAGGCAGCCUGGAGCUGGAGACACUGGAGAAGGAGGUCAGAGAUCUGAAGACGGCCAUUAACGAGGGGCGUCGACAGCUGGAGCUGAGGAGGAAGGAGGUGCCUGUCAACGGGAAAUUGGAGGGAGAGCUCGUCAUGUUGCAGAUAGAGCUUUCAGAGGCCAGAGACAAAACAAUCGAAUGUCUGAGUCGAACCGUGGAUUACAAAGAGACAAAAGGCAACGACCCUUCGACUGUGGAUCUGGUCAAGAAAGUUGAGCAGCUGGAGGCGACUCUGGCUGAACGUGAGCGACAGCUGCUGGAGAAGCAGCUCCUGGUGGAGCAGGUGACCCGACUCUCGAAGCCCCUCAGCGAGCGGGUGGAGAACUGUCAGGAGGACAGACUGUCAGUGGCCAAGAAGCUUAACGAGCUGCGCACCGACAUCAACAACGCCAACCGGCAGCUGAUGGCCAUUUCUGCAGAGCUGUCGGUGAAGCAGGCGGCAGCUCUAGCCCAACAACAGGAGAUCAGCGAGCGAGAGCUGCAGAUGGAAAUGUGCCAGCGGCGGCUGGAGCAGGGCCUGCCUCCGUGUCCCGAGAUGGAGGAGGAGUGGAGGAGGAUGCUCCGGGACAAGAGGAGGAGGCAGAGGGACAAAGAGGAGAAAGACAAGCUGGCUGAAGAAGAUGAAUGGAACCGGUUGCCAAACGGAGAGUACACCACGGCGGAAACCCGUCCCAACGCCUACGUCCCCCAGGACGAGCUGCUCCCUCUGCCCAAACCCUACGGAGCCCAGGCCCCGUUCAAACCCGUGCAACCUGGAGCCAACAUGAGGCACUUCCGCAAACCGACCAUGAAACCGUUAGAAAUGUGACCGACAAUUAUUGACUUUUGAAUAAAUUGCUUCAAGAGUUGCUUUUUUUUUUGUUUGAUUUUUAAAAAAAUAUAUGUUAGUGUUUUUUACAGACUAAAACACUGCACCAAAAAUGCUAAAGGUUUUUACAUUAUGAAACAAAUGAAGGGCCAUAAUAUAAAAGUUGACUUGUAAAUAUCUUGAGUUUCCGUAUCUGCAUCGUGAGUCAAAUUCAGGAAAUUUCCUCCUGGAAGUGAUGUUUUGCAUAUUUUUUCCGGGGAAGUCUGUUGUUCUGUUUUCAUCCCGGCUGUCCGACCCACUGCUGCUGUUCUGCUGUGUAAUGACAUCUGUUUGUCAUUGUGUUCUUUUUUCUACACUUACUGGUACCAGGACUUUGAUUACGAGCAGUUCAGUUACAGUAACACAGAGAGUCGGAGCCCAGUUCAGUCAUUUAGCGGUUUAAUAUUUUAUAUUCCUUGACUGCUCUCAGCCUGAUUAUCACUCAUUACACACUUUCCUUCAUAUUCAGACUCCGCUGCCUUUGUAUCCUCGGCUCCACUGAUGAAAGAAUUGCAGCGGGUCUAAGCCCUGGGCUCUGGGCUACGAGGCUGCUCGGUGUCUGAAAUGAUAAAUGUAAAUACGGGGGAGAGAAACAUGAGGCUAUAAAGAGCAUAGCGAAUGACAGAGGGAGUGAGGAAUUUCAAUGACGAGCAGAGAGAGAGAGGGUGAGGCUGGGAGACGGGGAAGAAGCUGAGAGAGAGAGUGGGAGAGAGGGGUGAGAUCGCAGUGGAAAAUGCAUCAGUGUGGCUUUAAAUAGCGUUGAGCGUUCAGAAGUGGUUGGAAAAGAAUGAAAACAAAGCUUUUAACAUUGACUGUGCCCAGGGCAGCUGGUCAGCGUGUGUGUUCGUGGACCGAGGACAUGUCCACACACCAUGAGUGUGUGUUUUCACCUUA